Molecule: messenger RNA, 1002 nt
Organism: Epithele typhae
Lineage: Eukaryota; Fungi; Basidiomycota; Agaricomycetes; Polyporales; Epitheliaceae
Exons: 4
Coding region: 1-1002 (333 amino acids)
Cellular component (GO): mitochondrion
Molecular function (GO): (3R)-hydroxyacyl-[acyl-carrier-protein] dehydratase activity
Source: RefSeq, a predicted model, not a curated record
AUGCCCGGCCUCCUCCAUUGCGCCGACGCCCGGCCAAGGCGCGACAGGCAGCUGGACCUGGCCUGGUGCCUGCGCCUGCCGUCGCCGAACGUUAACGGCGACGCCCUCGACCGCUGGAUUACGGCGGAGAAACGGCUCGCCUUCCAGGACACCCUCCGCCCAGAGCACCUCGCCGACUUGUACAUAACCCUUCCCACGCGUGACGGGACGAGGGCCUCUGCGAACGCGCGUCGCACGAACUCUGCGGCCACCCCGGCCCACGGCGACCCGCUCGGUUACGGCCACCACCUCGUCUUCUUCCACCCCCGGAACCCGGAGUCCGUCCUCCGCCCGGACGGCACGGACGCAGAGCUCUGUCCACCCGAGCCGUUUACACGGCGGAUGUGGGCGGCGGGCCGGAUGGAAUGGAAGAGGCCGCUGUACGUGGGCGACGCCGUGAACGCGCUCUCCUCCGUGGACGAGGUCACCAAAAAGGGCUUCGACUCCGGGCAGCACGCGCCCAUGGUGUUCGUGAAACAGCGGAUCGAGUAUCGGAGGCUCACCGGAAACGAGCUGUGCGUGACGGAGGAGCGGGUGCACGUCUAUCUGGCAAUUGCGGGCGAGAAGCGGGCUGCGAGGAAAGUCGCGGACUUACCUGCGCCGGAGUUCCAGUUCGAGUGCAUCCCUUCUCCAACCACUUUGUUUCGGUUCUCCGCUUUGACGUUUAACGGGCAUUACAUCCACCUCGACAAGACAUACGCCCAACAGUUUGAAGGCUACCCAGAACGGCUCGUCCAUGGCCCACUGACCGCCUUGAUGCUACUGGAAACGGCCGCUCUUCGUUUCCCGAACCGCGCCUUCAAGACAUUCGACUACCGAGCCGUCAAUCCGAUUGUUGUUAACCAACCAGUGCGGAUAUGCCUCGGACCAGAGGAGGGAGGGAGGGUGCAAGCAUGGGCAGAGGUGGGAGUGGAUCAGCCCGUGGUAGGAAUGGUUGGGGCCAUUACUCUUGCAGAUGUAUGA